Messenger RNA from Harpia harpyja (harpy eagle), 896 nucleotides. Its product is annotated as CMRF35-like molecule 5. Gene Ontology annotation, cellular component: plasma membrane. Lineage: Eukaryota; Metazoa; Chordata; Aves; Accipitriformes; Accipitridae. The transcript is spliced from 4 exons. Bases 88 to 873 code for a protein of 261 amino acids. Gene Ontology annotation, molecular function: transmembrane signaling receptor activity. The record is from RefSeq and is a predicted model, not a curated record.
CUGGGAGUUACUGGUGUGGGGUCAAGAGGACGAGCAGGGACCUGAUGGAACCAGUGACUGAGGGUGGUCCCAGGCAGCUGGGCGGUGAUGGGCCCUGCGCAGAUGACGGCUGAGCAGGGUGGCUCGCUGACAGUGUCCUGCAGCUACGAACUGGGCUACGAGCUCUACUCCAAGUACUGGUGCCGGCAGGCCUUCCCCUGGUUUUGCUUCACCUACAUCGCCCAAACCAACGGCUCGGAGGUGAUGGUGACACAGGGCAGGGUGUCCAUCAGGGACAACCACUCGGCACACUCAUUCACGGUGACACUGGGCAGUGUCAAGCUGGGGGAUGCUGGCUGGUACUUCUGCGGGGUGAGGAAGAGCCUGUGGUUCAGCCAGCAGCACACCACCAAACUGAUGGUCUCCACAGCUGUUUCAACCACAACCGAGGGCAGCGACGUGAGCCCGUUGACCACCAACCGCCUGUGCCCCACGGGCUGUGGGGACCCUCCAGUGCUGUCCCAGCUCAGCAUCACCUACCUGCUGCUCUUCCUCAGCGUGAAGGUGCCUGUGGCGCUGGCCCUGGCAUGCGGGGCCGCCUGGGUGAGGAGCCGGCGCAGGAGCCGUGACCGGGAAAACCUGCGGCUCUCUGAGGCAGCUGGCAGCACCAGGGCACCGGGCUGCCCACCCGCCUCGACCACCUUGGGACCGAAGGGAUGCCCUCCUCCCCCCUUGCCCCCCGCCCUGCCAGGGCUGCGCCACCCGUCACGGCCACCCCACGCCAGGAGGUGCUCGGAUUUGGGUGCUUCUCUCCCUGUGAAUCUUCGGUCCCACCUGGCAGCCCCUGCGCUGGAGAGAGGAGGGUUUGGGGCACAGACAGCCCGCCCCUGCUGAGCUGGAGCUGCCAACUGAAGACA